Chironomus riparius is the source of this 545-nucleotide messenger RNA. The record is from the annotation of a GenBank genome assembly. NCBI's taxonomy places the organism in Eukaryota, Metazoa, Arthropoda, Insecta, Diptera, Chironomidae.
GUAAACUCUUCAAGAUCAAUUGGGUGUCAAAUCUGUGAAUUAAAUUAUUUGUAAAAAUGGAACAAAGUGAAUCUAUUGUUUUAAAGUUUGGAAAAAUUGUUGGACUUGUCAACUGUUUCUUGAGUAUUGUUGCAUUCUUCCAUAUAGUAAUUCUUCUAGCGUAUGAAGCUAAUGAAAUAUUUACUGAACCAGCCUGGUUUAUCUUUGAGAUUCAUUUUGUGCUAAUGUUUUCAACUUUAUGGGGAUUGUUGUCUUUCUGGUUUUAUUCUGUGAUUUUAAAUAAGCAAAUGCACAAAGGAGUUUGGUUCUUCAUAGUGAUACCACUGAUUGUCCUCAUGUUUGUAGCAAUGAAGCUCUAUUUUAGAACUAUGGAAAUGAUAAUUAAUGAGCGAUUUUACUUCAGGCUUCCAUUUUUUGUCUACUGGAUGAUUUUUCUAUUCGAAAUUGUCUCAUUAUUUGUAAUACUCUUAGUUGGGUUUGAAUUAAAGAACCCAAAAAUAAUUGUGACAUGUGAAAAUUUAGAAUAAAUUUAUCUUAAGUUAAUU